Molecule: messenger RNA, 1962 nt
Organism: Melanotaenia boesemani (Boeseman's rainbowfish)
Lineage: Eukaryota; Metazoa; Chordata; Actinopteri; Atheriniformes; Melanotaeniidae
Exons: 4
Coding region: 212-1159 (315 amino acids)
Biological process (GO): T cell activation; positive regulation of ERK1 and ERK2 cascade; interleukin-15-mediated signaling pathway
Cellular component (GO): membrane raft; external side of plasma membrane
Molecular function (GO): protein tyrosine kinase binding; MHC class II protein binding
Source: RefSeq, a predicted model, not a curated record
UUUUCUUUCACUUGUUAGAGGUUUAUAAAUGACUUUACAAAAUACUAUAGAUAUAAUUUAGAAGCUGCUUUCAUAAAAUGAAGGAAGUAAACCAGUUCAGGUAAAUUAUAUUGAACAGAUUCUCACAUUAAUGUAACUUGACUGAAACAGAAAUGAAGAGAAGAACUGAAGCAGCAGGAAGAGAAGAAACAUUUCUUCUCUCUGACUUCUAAUGAUGAAAUCUACAUUUCUGAUUUCAUUUCUGGUUGAUGUGUGUGGAGUAAAACUUUGCUCUAAAUGUGUCUUUUUCUCUUCAGCAGGCGUCAGUGGAGGAAUAAUCGAUCUCUACAAUAAACCUGGAGAUGAGGUUGUUUUACCUUGUAACAGUAAACCAUCAUCUUCCUCAUGUUCCAAUGUUCACUGGUUUUACAGCAGAGAUGAAAGACGUGCAGCUGAAGAGGAGGUUAAAGAAGGAAAUGUUGAUGAAAACUCAGCUCGAGCUGCCAGACUGAGUGUGAACAGUAACUGCUCUCUGAUCAUCAACAACAUCACUGAUGAAGAUGUUGGUUUCUACAUUUGUAGACAUGGACGAACAGGUUCCUUUGAUGCAGAUGUGUAUCUAAAUAUUCUGACUGUCUCUCCGUCUCCACCAGAUGCUGAUCUACAGAAGGAUGAAGUCACAUUAACCUGCUCUCUGUGGAGAUUCAGUAACAUUAAUACUUGUAAACAGAGCAGCUUCCGCUGGUUGGAUGAUGAAGGAACUGAGCUGCAAGAUGAAAGUGUUGAUUUCUACGUCAGACAGACAAACUGUGUUUCCAACCUGACUGUAAAACAUCAGAGAGACGACAACAGAAGAUUCACCUGCCAGUUUGUUGAAGGAAACAGUGUGAAGAUAGAAGCUCACUACACACCUGAUUCUACAGGUUCUCAGAACCCAGAAAGCCAACAAACUAUCAUCAUCAUCAUCGGAGCAGUGGUCGGGGUGAUGCUCCUGUUCUUCAUCAUCACUGUUUUCAUCAUCAAAUGCAGACGGAGAACCAAAGAGACCGAAGAUCAAAGAAUCACAAGCGGAGGUGAGGACUCAAAAGCAGAUAACCAAGGUAGGAGGCUGAAUGGUGCUGGUAACAAAGGCUUUAAUCCAGAAAACUCAGGAACAGAAAACCACACACUACAGGGAUAAACCAGAAGGAUCUGACAGAGAAGAAGUGAAACCAUCGGGUAUUUGUACACAGAGGAACUAAUUGAGAACAGGUGAAGUGAAUCAAAAUCAAACCAGGUGAGCUAAUGAGCCAGGAACAGAAAACACAGCCCAUGAGGGAAACUAAAGACUGAAACAAAACCAGAAACACUAAAGCAAAAUCAGAACUAAAGACAAAAACCAGAACCGAUCACUGAAAUUAAGAAAAUACCAAACACAAGAAAAGAAUUAAGACCCAUGCAGCAUGACAGAUUUAUCUCAUAUCUUCUAAUGUUAGAAAUAAACGUUACCUUCCAAACAUGUUAAUAAACUUCUUGGUAUCAGUACAAAUGUUUGAUUUCAUAUGACAUUUAUUUACAUCAACAUCUGUAACUGACCAGAUGUGAACUGACACUAAAUUAUUUUAUUUUAUUAAAAUAUGUUCAAAGUUUUAUUUUAUUGUUGCGAACACAAAACCAUCAUUCAGCAUCACCUUUAACUUUCAUCAAAGUCCAUAACAGAUUACUUCAGGAUUUUUACAUUGAUGCUGAUGUAUUUCAUACAGAAGCUGAGAGAGGACAUUUUAUUCAUAUUUCAUUUUGAUGCAAUUUAUCUCGAGAUCACAAAGCAAAUUUUUGUUUUCUAGAGAUAAUCACCUACUGCAGGGGUGCCCAAGUCCGGUCCUCCAGAGCUUCUAUCCUGCAACUUUUAGAUGCAUCCCUCCUCCAACACACCUGAAUGAAAUGAAUGUGUCGUUACCAGCCUCUGCAGAGCUGAACCACAUGUGGAUGAAUUCAGCCAUUUAA